AUGCGCCUUACUGCUGCUAUUGUUGUGCUCGCCGGUGCCAUCGCCAGCGCUCAACUAUCUAAUAUCCCCCAAUGCUCUGUACGCCCUGUCCGCUCAAUAUCUCUGCUCACUUACCUGUUUCACUUCGACCCUUGCCGGGACGGCUGCUCUGAGCUUACGGAUUUCGCGUGCCAUUGCCAAAAGCCUGGCCUCGCAGCGGAGAUUGUUCCCUGCGUCAAUAAAGCCUGUGAUAUCUCGGACCGACAAGCUGUAUCCAGCGUCGUUGAAUCCUUGUGUUCCGGUGUUGGCCAUCCGGUCUCUAUCCCCGCGGUGGAUACAUCGGUUCCCACAACGACUGCCAUAGCUAUUCCAACCACGAGGAGCUCUAAUUCUACCACGGUCAGUGGUGGGCCAGGCUUCAAGACUUCCUCCACGGUCAGUGGUUUGGGACCAAGCUCCGAGACUCCGUCCACGACCAACACGGCUCCGCCUCAGAGCACAUCCCAGUUCAACGGUGCCUCUGGUAUUGCGCCCGGAGCUGUUCAGAUGGUUGGUAGUGCUAUCAUGUUAGCCAGCAUGAUGUUCUUUGUUUGA
This is a messenger RNA of Penicillium mononematosum, 573 nucleotides long. Its product is annotated as CFEM domain-containing protein. NCBI's taxonomy places the organism in Eukaryota, Fungi, Ascomycota, Eurotiomycetes, Eurotiales, Aspergillaceae. The record is from RefSeq and is a predicted model, not a curated record. The transcript has 3 exons. The coding region runs from base 1 to 573 and encodes 190 amino acids.